Equus quagga is the source of this 11677-nucleotide messenger RNA. It is a transcript of the gene FYB2, whose product is annotated as FYN binding protein 2. NCBI's taxonomy places the organism in Eukaryota, Metazoa, Chordata, Mammalia, Perissodactyla, Equidae. The transcript is spliced from 20 exons. Gene Ontology annotation, molecular function: protein binding. Gene Ontology annotation, cellular component: plasma membrane. Gene Ontology annotation, biological process: protein localization to plasma membrane; integrin-mediated signaling pathway; T cell receptor signaling pathway. The coding region runs from base 311 to 2503 and encodes 730 amino acids. The record is from RefSeq and is a predicted model, not a curated record.
AACGUGACUGCUUUGGCCAAGAGAGUGUGACACGUAUGACAUUGGGUGACUUCAGAGGCUUCCACCUCGUCUGUGAGAACACUGAGGUGUGCAUCCCUGAGCCCCAUGUAAGAGGCUGGAGACGCCUCAUGGAGCUGCUCCGGUUGACAUUUCCAGCUAGGCCUCACCUUCUCACAUUCCCACGAGGCUGGAAGCAGGACCCUCUAGACCAGCCCAUCCACCAGUGAGAUACCAUGAGCGAAUUUCAUCAGCACCCUGGAGAACAGAAGAAUCACCCAGCUGAGCUUUGCCCAAAUUCCUAUCCUACACAAUGGAAAGGUUAAGAAACUUCAAGGAACUUCAAGCCAAAUUUCAGAAGCUUGAUGCGUCGGCUCUUCCAGGAGUUAUUAAAUUCCCAGCAGGUGUUUCUCAAAAGGGUGACAUUGGAAGCACACAGCCCACAAGGAUUUUGGCCAAUGGGAAACCCCUCUCAUCCAACCACAAUCAGUCCCCACCAUAUUGUCCCAGUGGUGAACCCCAGCCUUUUAAACCCCAGAAAAUGAAGUUGGCCCAGAGGAGUGAGAUUCAGAAAUGUUCUGAUUCCCCAGGACCUCCAGGAAGCUCUGCUAGUUCUGCAGUAAAUUCACAGAAGGCAUCUCUGCUGUUAGAUGUGAAUCAGUCAAAUGCUGAGAUAACCAAUGAGAAAGUAAUGGUGACCAGUAGCUUCAGAGACAAGCUCUGGAACUGGGAGAAGGUUUCAUCUCAGAAAAAUGACGUGUCAUCAGCCUUUCUUCUUGCCAAUUGUGGAAGUAGGGCCAUCCAUCUGGAAAAGCAGGAAAGCAUGGGGGUUGCUCCAGAGGAGCCCAGGAAAAAGCUGGAAACCAAAGGUGCCCAGACCCUUCCUUCCCAGAGGCACUUGAUGGCCCAAAGAAAAUCACGUGCUGCCUCUGAAGAUCCUACUUUUCUACUUUCUCAACAUGACAAGAAGAGCCUAGAAAACCCCAGUCCUGAGAGAAGCCCAGCAGAGAGCUCCUGCCAGCCUGUCUAUGAUAGUGAGCUCAUCAGCCAGGCCCCAGAAAAACAGCCAGAUGUCAGGCAUCACCAACUUCCCAAAACGAAGCCACUGCCUUCCGUGGAGUCCCUGGGUCCACCUCCCCGAAAGCCGCCCAAGCCCCCGCUGGUGAACCUCCAGGACUUCCAGAGGCAGAGGCGGAGGCGGAGGCAGACAGCGGCUGCACCCAGAACCCACAGGGAAGCCACCGUGGAAGAAGGUGACCUGCCUCCAGGGAGUGCUGAAUUUGAAGAACCGCAUAAUUACGAGGCAACAAUUUCGUAUCUGAGACACUCUAGCAACUCCAUUAACCCGUGCACCGCAAAAGAAAUGGCUGAUUCAACUUAUGAAGUUGGAAUCGAAGAACUCCAAAAGCCUUGGAAGAGUUCUCUCCAUCAAGAGCUUAGCCCUAAAUAUGAAGAUGAAGAUAAAAACACGAAGGAAAAGGAGCCAUGUGAAUUGGAAUCUCGUAAAUCAGAAAAGGACCCACCUUCAAACCAUCUUGUCAAGGUGGGUGCCCAUGACGGCACACCUGGAAAAGUCCAGGUGAUGAAAGUCCACAGCGGUAAAAGGAACGUGCAGGCUGGGAAGCAGGACGCUGUAAUCGACGUCAUCCAGACACAGGCCUGUCCCGAGGACCCGAAGCUGGCCAGGCUCUCGCAAGACCACGGUGGGUAUGUGGAGGCCUUGGAGGUGACUAAAGAAAUCCCAGGCCAAGGAGCCUUUCAGCCAAAUUCCAUCUCAGAGGAGAUUUACGAUGAUGUUGAGUACCCUGGGAGAGAGGGACCGAAGUCAGACUUCGCUAACUCGUUUGCCUCAUAUAAUGAAGAAAAUAGUGAAGAAACGUAUGAAGAUAUCUACAAAGCAAAGAGCAACUACUCAAAGAUAGAUUUAGAUGGAAAAGAAGCUCUUAAGAGACUGCAAAGAUUUUUCAAGAAAGAAAAGGAUAAAUUUAAAAUGAGGAAAACCAAGUCGAAAGAAAAUUUAAGUGCGUUUUCCAUUUCGCUGCCUGAUUUAGAACUUAGGUCUCAAGAAGUUAUUAUCUAUGAUGAUGUGGACAUAAACGAAAAAGAGUCCAAAGAUGAAGAUAAACUAAAAGCUUGGAAGCCCAAGUUUUUGAUACCAAAGGAAAAAAAAGAGAAGAAAGGUGCUGAAGAAUCAGAAGGUUUAUCUCCUAGAAAUUUCUUCAGACCUAAGAAGCAAAACUUAGAAAAGAACAGAAUGGAAAGAGAAGAAAAACUUUUUAGAGAAAGAUUUGAGUAUGACAAAGAGAUCACUGUCAUCAACACAGCAGUGGCAUGUAGCAAUAAUUCAAGAAAUGGAAUAUUUGAUUUGCCAAUAACCCCUGGAGAAGAGCUGGAAGUCAUUGAUAUCACUGAAGAAAAUCUAGUGAUAUGUCGCAAUUCGAAAGGCAAAUAUGGAUACGUGCUAAUUGAACAUCUAGAUUUCAAGCAUCAAGGUUGGUCACCUUAGGAAGAUGGAGAUCGAUGGUUUGGGCUGCCCAAGUGAGAACUAGUUCUGAGAUCUUAGCCCUGCCUCCCAUCAGUUUCAGUUUACACAUCAAAUUGAGGUGGCAGAAUCUGUGGAAACUUCCCUUAGGAAUUUAGAAGAGAAAAAGAAAAACACUUCCUCCACAUUGAGAUGUUGCUUUUACUCCUAAAUGGUUACUCCAAUGUCUGUUUCAGUAUCUGUUUCACUGCUGGCUCAAGAGGAUGUGAGCAGCGUGUUAGCAUUUGAACACUUGCACACAUGCACAGUGAGAAACCAUGCCUUUGGCACCUAGUCAGCUGUGCAGAUGGCUAGUUUGCUUCUAAUAUUAGUACACAAGUGUUUAUAAUUUCUAGAAGAUGUUGUAUGUUUAAAUUCGGUGUAAUUUAAUUCUGAAAAGUAAAUAGUAUAACCAAAGUCUAACCUUAAAAUAAUGAUGUGUCUUUGUACUUUGUCAUAAAACCAAAAUCAGACAAAUACUGCUCAAAAUUGGUUUCUUUUGUAAAUAGUAUUCUGAAAAUGUAUUCCUAAAUUCACCCAAUAUCAUUUUAAGAAGUAUCUAAAUAUAUUUAACAAAGUUUAAAUAAUAUAUAUGCUGUAUCAGUUUAAUAUAUCCUCUUGUGCACAACAAGAAAAAUAGUUUUUGUCUAUGCCUGAACAGCUAUUCAAAUAGAAUUCAUACGUAUUUUUACUUACAUGAAAGAAAAAGAAAAGCCGAGCUAUAAUAAUAUUUUAUUUUUUAAGGGAUGUACACUGCCUUUUAAGCUUCUAGGCUCUUUUAUCUUCUUUUCAUGUUCCAAAUGGCAGUGGCCAGGAAAGGCCAAGCUCCCUCUGGAAGACAGGAAUCAAAAGUACUCCCAGAGUUGAGAAAGGGCACUAAGAAAGGAAUGACACGCCUAGAUCAAGAAAGGCUCUGCAGUUAAGGCGACCCUGAAGCUUGGUCUUUAAACACAAGGACCCCUGCUGGACACGGCACAGAGAUGCACAAGCCGUGCUGUCUGGCGGGAACGGCAGGCGCUGGGGGGUGAGCUGGGGUCACAAUGGGACAGAUUUCACUUGGAUCUUUUCCUCCAGAGAGUGGGGAGCAUUCUAAGGUCUUAAGCAGGAAGGAAUGCCAGAUGUUUAGAGAGAAAAGAGAAAAAAACAAUCACAGCAAUAUGGGUGAUAGACUAGAGAAAGGAGUUGUUUUUGCAAUAUUCUAGGCAAAAGAGCAUUAGACCUUAAUAUAAGACAGCAGCAAUAGAAAUAUAUAGUACAGGAGCCCCGUUAGAGGUAUUACAGAGGUAAGGAAACAGAAUGUCUUGGUGACUGAUUAGAGGUGAGAGAGAAUUAGGGAAUGACUCUGAAAUUGCUUUUUUGGGAGAUGAGAUUAAGGCAGGUAACAAAGCUUGGGAAUAUAUAUCUGCUGGGACCCCUCUGAAUUUACUCAGUGAGAGGAAGGGCCAUCAGGCAGCUGCAGCCCUGUCCCACACUCCAGGGCAGGACUUGUUACGCUGGGCAUUGGAGAGGACGAGAGUAAGUACGGCCUGUGGGCAAGGAGGUGAGUGAGAGAGAAAGAACAGGGCUAUGCCGAGCAGAGACGUUUCAUGCAAUAAUCCUGUCCAAAAGAAAAUCGUAAACCAUAUAUCACUCUCGCCACCUCACAAAAACAUGAAGUAUUUUCAAUCCUAGAGUGGCAGAGGGACUAAACUUGAACUGGGACAGGUCUGCCCACGCACUCUCCAUCUCAUCGCAAGGGCGGAUGAGGAACGCCUUCUCGUUCUGCUUCCAUGACUCAGCUCUGAGCCUCAAUUUCCUCAUCAGUAAAACAGGGCUAGUAACAUACUCACCUGGUCUACUUCACAGGCUUGUUCUCAGGCUGUAAUGUAUUAAUAUAAAUAAGUGUCUAAACCCUUAAUACACAAUACUGUCAAAGUGCUGUUAUUUUAGUACCUGGCCUUUUCUGAAGUUGGAAAAUGCUGAAAACAAAAAUGUUUUUUGAAAUUCAAAUCUUACGACUUGAAAGAAUGGCUAGGAUGUAAUAAUUAAUUUUACAUUCAUAUAUUUAAUAGGUUUUUAAAACUGAACAUUCUUCUAUGUUUUUAAAGUAUAAACCAUCUGGCCUAAUAUAAACUAGUACCUAAUUGCUAUUAUUGACACGGAGUAUAUUUUUAGGAAAAAUAACUGCUUCUAUCCAUACUCAAGGUGGUUGUUUCCAUUUCACUGUCAGCCACAUUUCUUCCAUUGUUUAAAUCAUAGCAUUGAAACCAAAUUUCUCACACUAUUGAUCUGCAAGCUUCUUUAAAGUAAACACUAUAACUAAGACUUCAGUGAUGUCCCAAGCAGAUGUCAUCUAUCUCCUAGAAAUCCUAAUCUAGCAUAAAGUUUCAAUGGAAAGACUGAGGUUCUAUCUCACUUUUAAUUUUACAUAAAAAGGUAUCAGUGAAGAUAACAACAUUCUGUCAGAUGAAAGACAGCAUGCAGAGGUAGUUGACCCUAACAGAGGCCGACGCUGGCCCAUCAAAUCCAUCUGCAGGCUGGGCCACCGCAGCAACCUGCUAACAGGCACCAAUAAAAUGUUCCCGUCCUUUUUCUGAGUGCCGCUUGGCGUUCCAAGAUAACAUGGCAUUCUCUUGACCAGCCCCUCUCCUGCACAUCUUUAGAACUUUUAAAAUGCUAGAUUCUAGGGGUAAGAAUAGGAAAAGAAAACAAAAUGAGGAUAUAAUAAGAAACGCCAAAGAAGUGAUUACUUCUGGGUAACAGGGUUAGGACGACUUUUUUUCAGCUUCUUCAAACUUCCUGUACUUUUUAAAUUUCCUUCAGUAAGCAUGCAUUACCUAUGCAAUUUAGGAAAUAAAGGAAAAAUGUUUUAACUAAUAAACAAAUCCAUUCUUCUCUUUAAAGUUUGCAUAAAGCAAAUUAAAAUCUUUACUUCUGUAUCUUGACUUUGAUGUGUGUUGUUCUGUUUUCUUUUGUUUUGUUUUUUGAGGAAGAUUAGCCCUGAUCUAACAUCUCCCGCCAAUCCUCCUCUUUUUGCUGAGGAAGACUGGCCCUGAGCUAACAUCCGUGCCCAUCUUCCUCUACUUUAUAUGUGGGACGCCUACCACAGCAUGGCUUGACAGGAGGUGCCAUGUUCGCACCCAGGAUGCAAAGCAGCGAACCCCGGGGCACCAAAGCUGACCGUGCGCACUUAACCGCUGCGCCACGGGGCCGGCCCCUGAUGUGUUUUUAAGGAAGGCUAGAGUACAAUGCUUUUCAAAAAGUUGCUUUUACAUAUGUAAAUAUGGAAGGUGACCAUUAUCGGUACGUAAGAUCACACCUACGUUGCUUCUCUAACCUCAGCAGGCUUUAGUGUAAAAUUCUGUUGUUAGCCUGAGAUCUUCUAGGCCUUUCCCUCCUUAUUCUACGGCUGUGGUAAGGAGAAUUUGACCUCUGUGAUCUUCAUGCCCUGGUAUUACACCUGUAAAUAUGUGACUUGGCAAAAGGGACUUCACAGAUGAAAUUAAGGUUGCUAACCAUAUGAAGCCUAUUUAAUCGCAUGGGCCCUUAAAAUCAGAAGAGGAAGGCAGAAGAGGCAGUCAGCCAGUCAGAGAGAGGGAGUGGAAGAAGAGGCAGGACACAUCUGUAGCAUGAGCCCCCUGUUGCUGGCUUUGAAGACGAAGGGAGCCGUAGGCCAGGGAAUGAUGGUGGCCUCUAGAAGCUUCAAAUGACCCCUAGCCAAGAGCCAGAAAGGAAAUGGGACCUUAGUCCCACAGCAGCACCAUGGAACUGAAUUGUGCAAACCACCUGAAUGAGCCUUGAAACAGAUUCUCUCCCAGAGCCCAGCCCCACCAAAGCUUGGGGUUUCAGCCUUGAGUGACUUGAAACAGAAACAGCAGCUAAGCCUACCAAACUUCUGACUUACGAAAGUGUAAGACGAUAAAUUUAUGUUGUCACUAAAUUUGUAGUAAUUUGUUAUAGCAGCAAUAGAAAACUAAUACAAUGGCUGAAGUUGGAAACUACAAUUUACAACAAAGAUGACCAAAGUGGACAAAGAGGGUAUAAAAUCUCCAAGGAACCACGGCAAUCUUUUCCUACAACAGCUUUCUUUGUAACUAUUCACUGACAUGCAGAAUAUUAGGUUAAUGACUGAACAGAAACAAAAACAGCUUUCAAAUGAACCAGAGACUUUAAUGUGAUUUUGUGAAAAAAGCUUAUAAGCAAUCAGAUAGGCUGCUUUUCUCUUCUGUUUGUCACCUAUGAGUUUGCACAGUGCAAAUAUGAACUGGGGAGAAACUGUGACUACGAAACGCUGUGUAAUCCAAGAAGACAGCUUCACCGGUGUUACUGGAAGGCAAAUCCUGCCCACUGACCAUUUCACACUCACGAAAAACACGUAACAAACAAAACUGAAAUUUGAAUCUAUGGUUAUUAAAACUGCGAAAAAGCACUGGGAGUCUGGUCUUUUUUUUCUUUCUUCCCGAGACAAAAUAUAAAAAGCAAUCACAAUUUCAACAGUUUAAAAAAAAUUUAAUAGAUUUUAAAAUUUUAAUUUAAUCAAGUGCUCAAUGGGUUAAUGUAUCAGCCUACGGGAUUUUUUUUUCUUUUUCAAACAUGGGCUAGAAAGAAUAAAUGCAGGAUGUUCAUGAAAAAAAUUUGAAUAAUUAAUAUCUGACCUUACAUUUUCUUAUGAUUGUCAUGGACAUGGCCUAGUGAUUGUCAACUUUCAGUUUUAUUUGUUGCACUCAAGAUUCAAUGUAUGAUAUUUAGGCAUACAUGAUAAAGAACACAAGCAUUCUUCCUACAACAUUAAGGUUACUACACUUAGAGUUCACAGUUUUACCACAAUUUACAUUAAAUACUCAAAACAUUGUACAACCAUCAAUAUUUGUGAAUAGUCUUGAGAAAAAGCUGUAUUUUGGUACAUUAAGGCAGCUUCAGCCCACAUUUUAGGAAGUUCUGAAUAUUUGUUGCAAUAAAAGACAACUUUAAUAUCUGAAUAUUCAGUGUUUUCAAGAAACUUUAAGUCACUUAAAAUAAGAAUAGCAUAAUUUGUGAAAGUGUCGUCUUACACAUUUUUACCACUAUAUUCUUACCACAUAAAACUUACCUAAAAUCAAGAUACACGUCUUAUCAGUAUCAAAGAUAGCUAUUUUAAAAAGAAAGGAAGGGAUUUACAUUAAAUAUGAGGAUGAUAAACCCUGUAUUUAAACAAGGGCCUUCAAAGAGCUUCUCACACAUGUCUGUGAGGUAGGUCAUUACCCACGUUUUGCAGAUGAGAGAACUGAAUGAGGUUACGUGACUUGCUGCCCACCGCAGCCGAGCUGAGAAUCAAUUCCAAAUGAGGUUUUCAUCUUUGCUCUGCAUUGUUUCUUUCCUUUAUAAACUUUUUAAAGGGUUGCAAUAUAAAGAUUGUUAUUAAUUGCAUUCAUUUUAACAACCUGUACAGGAAGGCAGCCAAAAUUUGACCAAGUCAGCUUAACAAGGAAGCAACAGAGCAGAAACAGAAGCAUCGUCUAGCGGGUGACGCGGACGCGACAGGGGAGGGCCGGCCACAGGGGCCUCCAACAACAGGCGGAGCCAACAGACUUAAGGAAAAAUGCGAGGAAUCAGGGAGAAGGAAAAUACAGUUCAAAUAAGUUUUUUACUAAUUAUUACUGUUCCUGUAAAUUAAAAGAAGGCACAAUUAAGGUGUUAUUUUUUUAGACCAGUGGAUCUGUCUCUCUUUUCCAUUUUAGGAAAAUGUUAUCUGUCUAGAAAAAUGGCCUGCCUUUAUAACAAAACUUAUUUAAAAUGGACUUUUAGCUGUGAAAAAUGCAUGCUUAAAUUAGCAGCAAAAAAUUAACUAUGCGGUUUUCCUUGGCUAGAAUGUUCCUACUUCUCCUUGAAAUUUUAAAUCGACACAAAGUAGCAAACCCCGAAUAAAAAAAACCCAAAACAUUGUAUGAACCUUGUCAAAAUUCUAUUUAUGUUCAAAACAGUUUUCAUGCUAGGAUAUUCUACAAAUACUUUUUUUCCUGGAAAGGGUGCUCUACUCUAGGAUUUCCUAUUAAUUGCACUUUAAAUGUAACUCAAAUUUAUCUACCCUGCUUGUCCAAAUAAUCAUGAGCUACUUCCAUAAAAUCUAAACUGCUUUACAUAUAAACAAGAGUUACCAAAAGUCACAUCCACAGUCACAGCUGCAAACAGGCAUUGCUAUGCAAGGCUGGCAGUAAACAUUAACAUUGGCUCACAAAAUACAUACAGGCCCACAGUCUGGUAACUUCUAGACCCAGCCUGAUUCCUAUCAGGUUAUGGCUGAAAAAGUUUAAUUAAAACUCAACCCAGUCUGGACUGUGGGUCCUGUUCUCUAUGCUGUUACUGUUCAGUGGCAUCAAAUGCAUCAUAACCGUAUGUGGGAAAGGCUAGUAAGGAUGCCAGCAACUUGUUUAAAUAAGAUUUAUAUAAUUUUUAAAGCUCAUCAAACAUAAAUUACAUUUCAAAGUUUCAUAAGGGAGACUAUCAAGCUGAUAAUAGGUAGUUCGUGAAUAGAAAUAUACUCUAUGAAAAUAGUGUUUUAUCUUCUAAUAGGCACACAAAACAAAAAAUUAUCAAUCUGUAUAUGAAAUUUAGAUAAGCCUAAUUCAUAUAAUAGUCAAACACUAUGAUAAUUUAAGAUAGGGGCUGGGGCUAAUUUUACUUUUUAAAAAAGAUUGUGCUAUAAGAAUCAUGUAAAUAAAAUUACAGGAAGAAUCGUGUCCUAAAAAGUUUCUUCAGUAUUUUUUAAGCACCCUCAAUAACUUAGAAGUACUUAUAAAAAUCAAUAUGCUAAUCAUAAAUACUUCAGAUAAUUACACUUAGUACAAUCAACUGGUUCAAAUAAUUAAACUAAGAAAUAUUCAGUUAAGACUACUUUUGUCACUCUAAGACUUAAAAGCAAUACGUCUGUGUUUAUUUUUAUGACUCAACUACCCAGAUGUUUCAGUGAUUCAGACCAUCCUCCCCGGAGGAAGCUGGCAUGCAAAGAGCAGGGGCCAUCGGUGAGUGCUUGUAUGGCAUUACAGCUUUACGAAGAGCUUUCUGGUCCUGCUUCCUCAUCUGGAAAAUGGUUACCUCACAAGGUUACUGCAAAGGAUCAAAUAAGUGAGUAGACAUGGAAGAUUUCUGGAUCUAAACAUUACUAUAAAACGUGUCGAACACUUCCACCACUCCACAUUAGUAAUAUUUUGCUUUACACCAAGUGUACACGAUGUGUUAACAUGUUUGGUUUUCUGGAUGAUUUUUGCCAUUUGUAUUUCAGAGGGCAGCUAUAUUUAGAAAAAUAUUCAAGUAUAUAUCUUCAAAAUGCAUCACCAAACAAAUAUAGAACAUUCACACUAUAGAAAAACUCUAAAUAUAUAAAAAGUGAACACUAAUACAAAUCAUAUGAGAAGACAGAACUUUAAAGCUCAAAGGUACUUCAGAGGUCUUUUCAUCUGUCCCUCCCAUUUUAGAGGUCACAAAAGUGAGGCCCAGCAUAGCAUGUGACUUACCAACAGAUUGCACAUAUCCCUCAUCCAGAAUUUUUAAUAAAGUAGAAUCUCUGAGAACUAUUAUUCAAAUAAAUUACAUUUCCUAUUUUAAAAGUCACAGAGUGACAAGACAACCAAGUAAAGAAAUGCUAGAUUGAAAAGGUGGGGGAGUCUUUAAAAACAGACAAAACUGAGAACCUGUCUAGCAUUUAGAUACUGAGAUUUCACAACUAUUAAUAGGAUUUACAUGAUUAACCAGUGAAGAGAGAAAGAUGCAGUGUCUGUGGGUGGCACGUUCCAAGCUUCUUAAAUAAAAGGUACAGUGCUCAUAUUAACUCAGUAUACUGUACAUUAAGAGAGGCUACAGAUAAAUCCAAAUAGGCAAAUAAUCUGUAACAAUUGUCUAUAAUUAUUUUCUCAGUUAUGUCUCAUCUAAUACUUAAAAUCAACUUGUAUUCCCUGAGUACAAACUGGCCAGGGAAUAAGAGAAAGUGAACCCAGAAUUAUGUAACUAUUAUGGAAAACCUAUUUGCAGAAAAUGGAGAAUUUCUGUAUGACAUAGAGCCAAUUCUCUGACAUAGAAAUACUAUUAUUUCUGAUUAAUUUAGGCUCCUGGAUUCUCUUUAUAGAUGGCUAGUAUCAAGGAAUGCAAGUACUAGAGAUUACAAAAGUGUCCCUUAAAAGUUUGUUGAUCAAAAUAAAAAGCCAACUUUUAACAGUUCUCUCCCUCCAUAUUCAUUUUGAGAUGUUGUUUGUUCCUAUGUUAAAGGAUAACAGGGAUUAAAUCUAAAUACGGCGUCUAUAGGAAAGUAUUUAGAAAAUGUUCACCACCUAUACAUUUUGAAAGUAAGAACCAAUGAUAUUGACUCAUUACUCACAGAGCCAUAAGCAUGAGUCACCAGUCUUAGUCCUUUUUCACAAGUAAUCUUGUUUAAGGUUGCUCAGUUAUCCAGUCAAUACAAAAAAGAAUCAGUUUUGCUCCCAAACUACACCACAACCUGAUUACAAAGAUCCAGGUGUAUGAAAUAAGUUACACAUAUAUAAAAUUCUACUUAGUCCAGCAUUUGCUCAAGAUAAAAAUGCCCACAGGUUAAAACGAAAUUAUUCUGAUUUUGAACUAGAUUCUCUCCAACAAAUGAGAAAGGAAAAGGAAAGCUUAAUUGUAUUCUUAAGUACCCUGACUAUGACGACCUGGACCAAAAAUUUUUCUAAAAUAGUAUUUGCCAAAUUUGCCAAAAUUGCUUUUCCCCAGGGGAUAAUAAGUGUAAAAAGAUGGUCAACUCGGGCAAAGCAGGUUCAAUAGUUUUCUUUUGUUUUCACAGAAGGACUUGUCAAAGUCUUUAGUGUUCAUUUCCAUUGUCAUCCUCAAGCAGGAGUAGCCUGUAACGUUUUCCAAUUUGUUCAAUGGAAUCACCUGUCUGCAGAGCAUCUGACAGGACCCAGGCUGGGAAAGGCUGCUGGAGAAUCACAUGGAGUCCAUUCCAUGAGAGAGCUACGCCUUAUAACAGCAGCUCUCCUGCAGAAUCUUAACCAGAAGGAACUGUUCCUGCCCCAUCUGACCUCCACAAUUAACCAGUUUUCAAGACUGAAAUGUGGGAAUUUAGCAACUGAUUCUUUCCCUCAAAAAGCAUCCUAUGACCACGUGCUGCCCCAGCGCGCCAGCGAGCCUCUUGAAUCCUCUCUCCACAACCAGUCACUGUACCACCCACAC